Molecule: messenger RNA, 3762 nt
Organism: Xiphias gladius (swordfish)
Lineage: Eukaryota; Metazoa; Chordata; Actinopteri; Istiophoriformes; Xiphiidae
Gene: dlat
Product: dihydrolipoamide S-acetyltransferase (E2 component of pyruvate dehydrogenase complex)
Exons: 14
Coding region: 1-1929 (642 amino acids)
Biological process (GO): pyruvate decarboxylation to acetyl-CoA
Cellular component (GO): pyruvate dehydrogenase complex
Molecular function (GO): dihydrolipoyllysine-residue acetyltransferase activity
Source: RefSeq, a predicted model, not a curated record
AUGCUUCGUCUGAUCCUGCGGCUCAGGCCGUCCUCCGGGCUCCCAUGUACCCGUGCCCUCCCGGCCGGGCCUGCCGCGCUCGGCUCCCGCUCCGUGCCCGGAACCGGCUGUCUGAGGCGGCUUCACCGUGGAGCGGGGUCCCGGGCCGUGUCCUUGGGCUCCGGCUUCAGCCACAGAGCGACUCUGCUGCGGUGUCCCCAGCUGGCAGGCGGCUGUCAGACUAAGCGUUUCUACAGCCUGCCACCUCACCAGAAGGUGGAGCUUCCUGCCUUGUCACCCACCAUGCAGACGGGAACGAUUGCUCGCUGGGAGAAGAAGGAGGGAGAAAAAAUCAGCGAGGGUGACCUUAUAGCUGAGGUUGAGACUGACAAGGCCACUGUAGGUUUUGAAAUGCUGGAGGAGUGCUAUCUGGCAAAGAUCCUCGUUCCUGAGGGGACCAGAGAUGUCACUGUUGGUGCAGUAAUCUGCAUCACGGUUGAAAACCCGGACCUCAUCCCAGCCUUUAAAGACGUAACGUUGGACUCACUUAAAGCAGACGGUGCCACUCCUUCACCUGCCGCCUCCGCUCCUCCCCCUCCACCUCCUCCUCCUGCUGCUGGUCCUCCUGCAGCCCCUGGCAGCUCUUAUCCCACACACAUGAAGAUCGCACUUCCCGCCCUGUCUCCCACCAUGACGAUGGGAACAGUGCAGCGCUGGGAGAAGAAGGUCGGAGAGAAGCUUAGUGAAGGAGAUCUGCUGGCUGAGAUAGAAACUGACAAGGCAACCAUCGGGUUUGAGGUCCAGGAGGAGGGAUAUUUGGCCAAAAUCCUGGUGUCAGAGGGAACUCGGGACGUCCCCCUGGGAACACCACUCUGCAUCAUUGUAGAGAAAGAAAGUGACAUCGCUGCCUUCAAGGAUUACGUAGAAACUGGAGUGGCAGAGGUUUCCAUACAUCCUCCAGCUCCAGCACCGGCUGCAGCUCCGGUUGCUGCAGCACCCAGUCCUGCUCCUGCAGCCGCUGCCCCAGCAGCACCCAGGAAGGGGCGUGUGUUCGCCAGCCCACUUGCCAGAAAACUCGCUGCUGAGAAAGGAAUUGACCUGGCACAGGUCAGCGGCUCUGGUCCCGAGGGACGCGUCACCAGGAAAGAUAUUGAGAGCUUUGUUCCACCAAAGCCUGCACCUGCUCUAGCUGCUGCUCCCACUCCAGCCACAGGUCCAGCUGCUCCUGUACCUGCAGCUCCUGCUGCAGCAGCUGGGACCUUCACAGACAUCCCUAUCAGCAACAUCCGUAAGGUUAUUGCUCAGAGGUUGAUGCAGUCAAAGCAAACCAUCCCCCACUAUUAUCUGUCUGUAGAUGUCAACAUGGACCAAGUGCUCGAGCUUCGGCAAGAGCUCAAUGCUGAAGUGAAAGCCCAGAAUAUCAAACUCAGUGUGAAUGACUUCAUCAUCAAAGCCAGCGCUCUGGCCUGCCUCAAGGUUCCUGAGUGCAACUCCUCCUGGAUGGACACGGUCAUCCGCCAGAAUCAUGUGGUGGACAUAAGUGUAGCAGUGAGCACAGCCAACGGUCUGAUCACGCCCAUAGUGUUUAACUCCCACACCAAAGGACUGGCUGCCAUCAGCUCCGACGUGUCCGCUCUCGCAGCCAAAGCGAGAGAGGGUAAACUGCAGCCACAUGAGUUCCAGGGAGGAACGUUCACAAUCUCUAAUUUGGGGAUGUUUGGCAUCAAGAACUUCUCAGCGAUAAUCAACCCUCCUCAGGCCUGUAUCCUCGCAGUUGGAGGCUCAGAGAAACGGCUGAUGCCCGCUGAUAAUGAGAAAGGGUUCGAUGUAGCCAGCAUGAUGUCAGUGACGCUGAGCUGCGACCACCGGGUGGUGGACGGGGCUGUCGGCGCGCAGUGGCUCGCAGAGUUCCGCAAGUUCCUGGAGAAACCUGUCACGAUGCUGUUGUGAUUGGACUGUACUGCCAUCAAAGCUACAGCAACAGGCCGACACACUGAAGUGAUCCGAUUUGUCUAAACCGGUUGAUCCUCCUGUGAUUGGCCGACCUGUCACCAGGUCACUCCCUGUUACCCUGAAAGGGGAAAGAGGCAGAACUCACUCCGCUUACCUGUCUGUCUCGCUGUCUCUCCUGUCUCUCUUUCUCCUCUCACUGUCUCACUCAUAGUCUAUUUAUUGAGGCCCCAUCUCAUAAGACCAGAAUUAGGUAGGAUUUAUCCUAGAAUCGAGACUGGCCAUAUGUCACUAAAACAUUGAUGAUGUUUUAUUAAGGGAAGUGUUGCAUGUACAACCAGCGAGCACAUUUAUCCCGAAACUUCCUUUUGUCUGUGUGUUUCUACACACUUUUAUCUGUGUUUUUGUGUGAAUGUGAUAAAGACGACGGGAAGUGCAGCUAUCUGUCAGUUCCAGUCUUUUGAGUAAAUGGUUGUGAUUUUUGUCUGCAAGCAGGCGAGAGGAUGGCGCUAAAUGUACGUUAACUUUGAGAAACACGGAGUCCAGAUCUACACACACAAACCUGUCCGUUUUUAGUGGUCAAACUGGCACUCAAUUGAAAUGUUCAGUAUGUCUUCUGUGAGUUGAUGCUACAGUGUGUAUAUUCUUCGCUGUCGGAUGAACACAGUGCUGUAUAUAUAUGGUGGUGAGUCGUUUGGUAUGAAUAACUGAGCUCUGACGAGGCCUUACCAUAUGACUAAUACCUAUACAGACCUGAAUGAUAACAAAUGCUCUUAAAGGAAGUAGUGAACAGGUUUGCCAAUUCUCUUUCAUCAGUCGGGAUAUUUUAUUUUCUAGUCUCAGAGUAAAACAGUUACGUUGAAAUAUACUGUAUGUCACAGCUGAAACGCACAAAGCUGGUGCUGAAUAUUAUUUGUUAUUUGAAUAAAUUGGGAGAAGUCAACCUUUUGCCACAGGCUCUUCGGCUUGGACUUAUUGUACGAGCCCAAAGGAAAGCAGUUCGGAAUAGAAAUGGCACUUACAAUGUGAUCACAAAAACAUUCUGUAAAUUUGUACAAAUAUUUAACUGAGGAGUCCAAGAAACUACUGCGUAGCGAUUGUUAUUAGUGCUCCAUACCAAAAACCUGCAGUCAACCUCCUUGUACAUCUGUUUUCCCCAGUGUCCUGGUCAGCUCUCACUGCCGAUUCAUGUUGGCCCACACAGACAAUAAAACGGCACCAGACAGCAGGCUCAGACUGCCUCCAUAUUCACUGACAUUUUCCUGUUUUGGAUUUGAUCUGCAAAAUUUGUGCAUUUAAUUGUGGUCUUAAUAUUAUUCUUUUUUCAGUUCAGCAAUAUAUGAAAUUGCCAUAGUAACUUGUAUUCAAAUGACAAAAGGGAAAAGAGAAAUGGGACAGAAAGAGAGACACUGCAGGUGAAGAAAUAUGUAUCAGUAACAGGAGGAUACUGACCUCAUUGAGGUGACAUAAUAAAAGGUCAAAUUUGAAAACUUGAAAAGGUCACAUGCUGUAUUCAAGAACUUGCUUUUGGUUAAAUCUGACUUGUUUUUUUUUGUUUUUAUUUAUUUAUUUUUAUUUUGUUUAAAUUUAAGCUACUUCAUUUCACAGCCCAACUUUCCUCGAAUUUAGAACUACUUUGGUUCAGUGAACCACUGGUCAUUCUGCUGUAAAGUCCGGUAAGCCACAUAAGCUUUUCAGUUCAGUUUCAGUUUUUCAGUUCUCUCAACUCAAGCAACCAAAGCCCUCUAAAUGCUCAACUGUAUGUGUAAAACCAUUUACUCAUGUUGCCACAUGGGGCAUCAAUAAAUCUGACAAAUGUUUGGACUGGCUUAA